GAUCAAGCAGCACUGUGUGUGAGCUUUCAUUUGACACACGGUCACCCAGCUCCGCAGUCAACUAGAACCCUAUUAGACAAGAUGUCUAAAGACAAGAAACCAGGAUUAGAUGAAAAAUCACGGAUCUUAGCUGAGAAAGUCUUUGCACAUGAUGCUAAGGAUGAAGACGAAAAAGAUGAGGUCUCCCCAUUUGGCAUGGCGGAUGACUGUCCAAUUGGACAACAUGAGAUACAAAACAGCCUAAUUAACAGAACGUCCAAGGAAUCCGUUGAGAAGAGGAAGAAGAUAAGAGCAAAGGCCAUUGUACCGACAGUGCCAAUUGCCCAAGUGCAACAGGUUGGCUCAACCAAUCAGAUAGUGGAGCCAUCAUACAAAGAUGUACCUGAUUUCCAGAGAGUUGCCAUCACUGGAGACUAUGCGUCAGGGGUAACCUUGGACGACUUUGAGCUCGCAUGCAAGGGUUUAUACCGAGCUUUGACAAUUCGGGAAAAGUACAUGCGGCUCUCCAUUCAAAGGUUUUUCAGUACCACUUCGCGCUUCCUGCGAAUGAUGGAACAUGAGCAGUGGAAAGAAGAGGAUGAAGUGCACCCAGUGUUUACUCCACAGGUGAAGGCUGGAGAAGAUCCCUUUGAUCCCAAGAAUCUGCCUGAAAACCUUGGAUAUGUGUGUAAAAUGAAAGAUGGUGUCAUCUAUGUUUAUGCCAAUGAGGAAUCCGUCAAGAGGAAUGAACCCAAAGACCUGCCCUACCCAGAUCUGUCCACCUUCAUAGACGACAUGAAUUUUCUAAUUGCACUAAUUGCCCAGGGGCCUGUGAAGACAUAUGCCCACCGUCGCUUAAAAUUUCUUCAAUCUAAGUUUAACCUGCAUGAGAUGCUGAAUGACAUGGAAGAGAUAAAAGAAUUGAAGAUUAAUCCUCAUAGAGAUUUCUACAAUGUCAGAAAGGUUGAUACUCACAUCCACGCGGCAGCCUGCAUGAACCAGAAACACCUCCUGCGCUUUAUAAAGAAGACUUCUUUGAUGGAUUCGGAUCGUGUUGUCUGGAGCACCAAGGGAGAGAAGCUAACCCUGAAAGAGCUCUUCACUAAGUUGAAGUUGAACGCUUAUGACCUAACUGUUGAUUCCUUGGAUGUGCAUGCUGGUCGUCAGACGUUCCAGCGUUUUGAUAAGUUCAAUGCCAAGUACAAUCCAAUGGGUGCCAGUGAGCUCCGUGACCUUUAUCUGAAAACAGAGAAUGCCAUAGAUGGAGAAUACUUUGCUCAUAUCAUCAAGGAGGUGGCGUCGGACUUUGAAGAUGCCAAGUACCAGUUUGCAGAGCCACGUUUAUCCAUUUAUGGGCGGUCGCCAGAUGAGUGGUCAAAGUUGGCAUCGUGGUUUAUCAAACACAGGGUCUACUCUGCUCACAUGAAGUGGAUGAUUCAGAUCCCCAGAAUCUAUGAUAUUUUCAGGGCUCAAAAUGUCAUCCCACACUUUGGAAAAAUGCUUGAAAACAUCUUCCUGCCGAUCUUUGAAGCCACAGUGAAUCCUCAGAGUAACAUCAAGCUCAGCAUUUUCCUCAAACACAUCACUGCCUUUGACAGCGUGGAUGAUGAGUCCAAACAUAGUGGUCAUAUGUUCUCCACAAAGAGUCCAAAACCUGAGGAAUGGAACAUCCCAAAGAACCCUUCGUACACCUACUACCUCUGCUAUAUGUAUAUUAACAUCAUGGUCCUAAACAACCUGCGGAGAGAACGAGGGCUAAACACCUUCAUGUUUCGGCCUCACUGUGGUGAGGCAGGAGCUGUGACACACCUCCUGGCAGCAUUCAUGACUGCUGAUAACAUCUCACAUGGACUUAACCUAAAAAAGAGUCCAGUGCUGCAGUACUUGUACUUCCUGGCUCAGAUCCCCAUCGCCAUGUCUCCUCUCAGCAACAAUAGCCUCUUCCUGGAGUACGCCAAAAAUCCACUACCUGAGUAUCAGAAGAAAGGCCUGAUGGUCUCACUGUCCACUGAUGAUCCCAUGCAGUUCCACUACACCAAGGAGCCACUGAUGGAAGAAUAUGCCAUUGCCGCUCAGGUCUUCAAGCUGACUACUUGCGAUAUGUGUGAAAUAGCACGUAACAGCGUCCUACAGAGUGGCCUCUCCAAGGAGGAGAAAAUCUGCUUUCUCGGACCAAAUUACCACAAAGAAGGCCCAGAAGGCAAUAACAUCCAGAAGACGAAUGUAGCUCAGAUACGGAUGGCCUAUCGCUACGAAACACUCUGCUAUGAACUUAACCUGAUCAGAGAAGGACUUCAGGAUCUGGAGUGAAAGGACUGCCACUGAGCCAGCAAUGUGAAUUAGUCUGCUGGGGGUCAGGAUACAUUUUCUUGUAGUUCUAGUUGCUCAUGUCUGAAGCGACAAUCCUGUCCCUUAGGGGAAAUUACCAGUGAUUGCAGUGAAGUGUCACACAAACCCAUGGCAGGCUGAUGCUUAGCCUUUCAAUGACAGUAGAUGUGUAAUGGGAAGGAAGAAAUUCUGCUGCCCACCAAUUCUCAGCUUCAACCACAGCCGGAGAAUACUUCAGUUUCCAUUCAGUUGAAUGUUUCUGCAUGUUUCUGUUGUGUAAUUGUUGGACAGGAAGUGAAAUGGAGGACUUAGUCUAUUUUCUUUUGUCCAUUUUUAAAAAAGGUUGUUACAAGAAAAAGUGCCAGCAAGGGCUUGGAAUUCCCUACUGUCUUGUGUGCUGUUUCUUUCCUAUCAACAUCUGUUCUCCUUGGACAGUCCCUCAGUAUGACUUGAUUCCAAUCCGAUCACUAGUCAUGAUGCCAGUGAUCGGUACAUUGGCUUAUUAGUGUUAUGUAAUGAGGUACAGUGAAAAGCUUUGUGUUGUAUGCUAUUCACGCAGAUCUUCCCAACACAUCAGCUCAUUGAGGUCGUGCGAGGGAAAAGAAUAACAGAGUGAAGAUCAGAGCGUUACUGUUACUGAGAAAGUGUAGCGCAGGCAGAUCAUUGGAAGCAAGAGCUAAGACAAGAUCGACCAUGAGGUCCACGGUCCACCUUAUCUUACUGGGGAACUAUUCAAUAGUCUUGUAGAAACUGUCCUUGAUCCUGGUGGUGUCCCUUGUUUGAAUUGUCUCGCUCCUCCUUUUGCUCCAUGCUGCCGGAGUCCUGGGUCUUGAGCAAGGUUUAAUCAAUGCAAUUUGUGGAUUGGACUCUGCAGCUCACGUUGUGAUGUGUUUCUGCUUUCUAGUUGCUUCUUUUUUUUUUGCUGCUGCUUUGUGCAAUUUUGAUGGGAGUGACCUGGAGAUAAUGAGUAACGCAGUAGUAGAUGGAGCUGGACUGAGCUGAACUGAAUCUGCCUUGACUCUCGCAAUGCUGUGUUUUAUAUGCUGUGCUUUUCACGUGUUUUUUUGCCAUUUGCGCUGUUUAUUUAUUUGGUACAUGGAGGGGGGUAAUGUUUUGUUUUGAGCAGGUUCCAUGGUUCUUUUUGUUUCGUGGCUGUCUGUGGGAAGGUGAAUCACAAGGUUGAUAUACUGCAUGAAUAAUUAGAUAAUAAAUGGUCUUUGAACCUUUGGUAGAUGCCAAAGAGGGAACUGCAGUCUCUGUAUAGGUGUCAGGAAGUAUUUGGGUGUGCUCACAAUUUGUGCUUCCCUUCCUUUGCCUGUGCUCCUAAAUGGUGCCCGUGACUUAUCUAUUCGCUUCUUCCUGGGCUGUCCCACAGGGUCAAGGGGAUGGUAGUGUAUCCUUGGGCAUGAUGGUGGCAUAGUGGUUAGCACAACGCUUUACUGUACAGGCGACCUGGGUUCAAUUCCCACCACCGCCUGCAAGGAGCUUUACGUUCUCCCUGUGACUACGCGGGUUUCCUCCGGGUGCUCUGGUUUCCUCCCACAGUCCAAAGGCACACUGGUCGGUAGGUUAAUUGGUUAUUGUAAAUUGUCCUGUGAUUAGGCUCGGGUUAAGUUGGGGAUUGCUGGGUGGUGUGGCUUGAAAGGCCAGAAGGGCCUAUUCUGUGAUGUAUCUCAAUAAAUAAACACGAAUA
Mobula hypostoma (lesser devil ray) is the source of this 4000-nucleotide messenger RNA. It is a transcript of the gene ampd1, whose product is annotated as adenosine monophosphate deaminase 1 (isoform M). The coding region runs from base 82 to 2289 and encodes 735 amino acids. NCBI's taxonomy places the organism in Eukaryota, Metazoa, Chordata, Chondrichthyes, Myliobatiformes, Myliobatidae. Gene Ontology annotation, biological process: IMP salvage; AMP metabolic process. The transcript is spliced from 15 exons. The record is from RefSeq and is a predicted model, not a curated record. Gene Ontology annotation, molecular function: AMP deaminase activity. Gene Ontology annotation, cellular component: cytosol.